AUGGCCUCUCCUCGCAAUGUUAUCAUUUUCGGCGCGAGUGGAGGCAUUGGCUCGGCUGCCGCACUUAAGGCAAAUCAAGAGGGCGCAAAUGUUACUCUCGCCAUGCGUGAUCCUUCAAAGCCCAUUCCGAGCCUGAACGGCCUCUUGGCCACGAAAGCCCGAGCGGACCUUGCCAAGCCUGAAACCGUUCUGGCCGCAGUUCGCCAGAGUGGCGCCACAACCGCCUUUUUAUAUACAAUCCAUGAAAUUCCAGACGGUAUGAGGCGCACCAUUGUGGCGCUUAAAGAAGGUGGAAUCGAGUCCGUCGUUCUGUUGAGUAGCUUCACCGUCCAGGGUGAUCUACGUACUAUACCGCCUACUGACAUAGUACCCUAUCUCCAUGCCAGGGUGGAGAUAGCUCUUGAGGAUGUCUUUGGUGGCCAUUGGAGCGUCGUGCGACCAGCUUAUUUUGCGAGCAAUGCGCUACAGUAUAAGGACGAGAUUGCACAAGGCAAUGUGAGGCUACCUAACCCUGACGUCGAAUUCGACUGGAUCUCACCUGAAGACAUUGGACGAGUUGUUGGGGUAAUUCUAGCGCAUGGUACACAGGAGCGCAUAAUUCCUUUGGUUGGGCCAGAUCGGUUGUCAUUGAAGGAUGCAUUGUGUGUUAUUGGCCGUGUCCUAGGCAAGGAAAUUAAGAUUACUAUUGUUGGAAAGGAACAGGCAGUGGAGGAUAUGCUGCAGAAGGGGCUUCCAGAGCCGGCUGCCAAGUGGUUUGUUGAGGCUGUUACCGGACCGAGAAGCUUUAUUUGGGACGUGCCGGAAUGCCAGGUUGGAUUGGGCAACGUGCAGAAGUAUACCGGCAAGACUCCAGUGAGGUUUGAGCAGUGGCUUGAGGAGAAUAAGGAGAAGUUUGCUACCUAG
Molecule: messenger RNA, 903 nt
Organism: Penicillium riverlandense
Lineage: Eukaryota; Fungi; Ascomycota; Eurotiomycetes; Eurotiales; Aspergillaceae
Exons: 1
Coding region: 1-903 (300 amino acids)
Source: RefSeq, a predicted model, not a curated record